UAUGUUUACGAAUUAAGUAGUGGAAACGAAUCGAAAGUGUAUCAGACAAAGUACAGUUAAUACACAAGUGUGCUACGACAUUACGAGUACAUAAAGUAAACAGUUAAAUUACGUGGCGGGUUAUUGGACGAGUGGAACUGAAUGUGGAUCUGAAUUACUUCAUCUGAAUUUGGAAAUCACUGAAGUUCGAAACAACAAUGCAGAGGAUUAGACUUGCAACCUUUGAUGUUACCAACACUCUGCUUAAGUUUAAGCUUCCAAUUGGAGAAGAAUACUCCCAGACAUCAAAGCUUUAUGGUAUUCAGAGUGAUGCAGCUCAGCUGAAUGCAGCAUUCAAAAGACAGUGGAUAAUUUUGAACCAGCAGCAUCCUAACUUUGGAGCCACAACAGGACUUGAACCCAAAACUUGGUGGACGAAUUUGAUAAGCAGAACAUUCCUUGAUGCUGGAUAUGAUUAUUUGGACCAAACACAGCUUCAGACUUUAUCUCGCCAUCUUUUUAAAGCAUACAGCAGUAAAGUUUGCUGGCAGAUGCAACGUGGAACACGAAGCCUUCUACAGAACCUAGCAAAAGCUAAUGUACAGCUUGGCAUAAUUUCUAAUUUUGACACCCGCUUGCAGGGCAUUUUGUCCGAAGUAGGUCUUCUGCAUAACUUUGAUUUUGUUAUUGAUUCAUAUUCAGCCAAAGUGAAAAAACCUAACCAAGAGAUCUUUAACUUAGCCAUAGAACGUGUGAAACAUUUAGACAUUCAACCAGAACAGGCUGUUCAUAUUGGUGAUGACCUAGAAGUGGACUACCUAGGAGCUAGAAAUGCUGGAUGGAAUGCUCUACUCUUAACUAAGAAAGAAAGCCUCUCACCAGAACAACUAAAAAUUGUUAACCCAAAUCACAUCUUAAAUGAACUUGGAGAAGCUGAAAAACACAUACUUGAACCUCAUGUUGUGAGGUCUCGAAACUAACCGUGACAAAAUAAGAGUUUCUGUUCAGUCCUCAUAAAAUAAGUGGCUGUAAUGAAUUUGUUUUCUUUAGAAUA
Messenger RNA from Limulus polyphemus (Atlantic horseshoe crab), 1033 nucleotides. Its product is annotated as rhythmically expressed gene 2 protein-like. The record is from RefSeq and is a predicted model, not a curated record. The transcript is spliced from 2 exons. Lineage: Eukaryota; Metazoa; Arthropoda; Merostomata; Xiphosura; Limulidae. The coding region runs from base 198 to 959 and encodes 253 amino acids.